Molecule: messenger RNA, 4313 nt
Organism: Cryptomeria japonica (Japanese cedar)
Lineage: Eukaryota; Viridiplantae; Streptophyta; Pinopsida; Cupressales; Cupressaceae
Product: protein SPA1-RELATED 4
Exons: 10
Coding region: 1067-3925 (952 amino acids)
Biological process (GO): photomorphogenesis
Molecular function (GO): protein binding
Source: RefSeq, a predicted model, not a curated record
GAGGAGGAGGAAAUCGACAAAAAAGGAAAUUAGCAAAUACAGAAAUUAGCCGGAAAACAAAGAUCACAGCCACUUCUUCACUUCUCUUCUAUCUAGUUUUGUCGCCAGGAUUUAGCGGUGAAUUUGGAGGCGGUCUUUUGUCAGCAGCCGCUACAGUCUCUGCACCUCGUACAAACAUGUGGCUGUUGCAGAUAACAUAGAUUUAUUUGUUUAUUAUUAUUUCAAUGUCUGACCUGGACCACUCGCUUCAAUUCCUGAGGCAGGGUAGGCCAAUGAAAGCAAGCUCGUAGGUCGAACUUCAUAUCGGAUCACUUUCAGUCCCCCUUUACUGUUGAGAAGAUAGGAUUGGAAACCAAUGCUAUGCUUUCUGGGGCGCUGCACCACUUGGCGUUGUGCCUUGUUUUCUGUCAAGAGAUCUUCAUCAUAUUAUGGAGUGAAGCAGUGGGUAUGAAAUUAUCCAUGUGAACCAUUGCGAUGUGCUAUUACUCAUUGUAGCUUGGCGUUGUACUUGGUAGUUGGGACUUCUGACUUCCUCAGAGAUCACCUAUCCCGUUUAUAGAUCAGCUUAACCAUGGGCGGUUUGCAAAGGGUCUUCUUUGGUGUUUGAGAAGUUCAUACACAUCUGGGAGGAAUAUAUCAAGAUUGUGAAUGAACUUGCUUGCGGGACAAAGUUUUGGUGGAUCAGUGUUUUAGAUGAAUUGGAGGAAUGUGGAUGUGUCACUGCAGUUUCUUUUCCGCUUCAGAAGCAAAAUAAGGCGUAUAGGGGAAAAAAUAGAGGGGUUUUAUGAAAUGGAGACAUAAAAGGGCUUUGAGUGAGGCAAAACUUUUUCUUGGAACAGUAGGGACACCUAGAGAGCUUUAAGUUUUUAAUCCUUAGUUUUAUGGUUCAUUUCUAGAUGUUGUUUUUGGCAGAAGUUACAAUGUGGAACUGGUUUUUGACUCCUCUGAAAUGUUUCAUAGAAAUAGAAAUUAGUAUAGGUCAUAAAUUAGUAGCCGUAAGGUGGAACACCAACCUGAAUAAUUGUAGACAAGGCCCUUCAUAACCCUUAGCAUUCGGAAUUUUGGAAUGGACGGCUCCCAAGGAUUGAAUAGGGAGCAAUCAGGGCAGAGAGAAUUUUAUUAUUCCGGAGAAUCCAGUAUCAACAAUGAUAUGUCAAAAGAUGCUUCUAACACUGGCUGUAGUCAGGCCGAACAAGAAGAGAAAUGUGCAGGAAGGCCUUGUGGCAACCUUGACAAUAAGCAACAUCUAUGUGCUUUUCGGACCCCAACCACUACGCAACCCUGUAUGGAUGAUUUGGAAGAAGAUGAUAUUAGCCUAAGAGAAUGGUUGAAUAUGCCUAAUAGAAGUGUGAAUAGAUUGGAAUGCCUGCACAUAUUUAAGCAAAUUCUGGAGAUUGUAAGUCUUGCACAUUCGGAAGGAGUUGUGUUGCAAAAUAUUCGGCCCUCCUGUUUCAUGCUAUCUUCUUUUAAUCGAGUUUCAUUUAUAGAAUCUGCUUCUUGUACAAGCUCAGGUUCUGAUUCUUCAGAUGACUCGACUGGAAGGUUGCCUCGAACUCUUCCAGGUCAGACCGCAAACUACAAUUUGAGGCAACAUGGUAAUAAUAUGGGGCAUAUUUCAAGAGCAGGACGAGAAGUUGAUCAAACUGCUUCAGUUCACAUGGCAAGCCAUCAAACCCAUGCAAGAAGUAUUUCAACAAGGGGAGAUGGAUGUCAGGAGCUAUCACUUAGAGAUGCUAACACAGAUGUCUCCAGAGUGUCUGGAAGAUUAACCUCUACAGGUGAUUGCAGCAAAAAAUUGGAUGUUGUUGGUGGAAUGCGUGUUAUUCCACAUGCAAUGGAUUCGGAUGCAGGGGAAGGGACUAAUCAAGAAAACAUGGACGCCAUGAAUGAAGAUGAAAAUGUCGAAGAAAGGAGCAAUCGCUUCCCAUUGAAGCAAAUAUUGCUUAUGGAAAUGAAAUGGUACACCACUCCAGAGGAGCUAUCUGGGGGAUCAAUAUCGUUCUCUUCGGAUAUUUAUUGUUUGGGUGUUCUCUUUUUUGAGCUAUUCUGCACUUUUAGCUCAGAAGCAGAGCAGCAGGCAUUUAUGUCAAAUCUUCGGCAUCGUGUCCUUCCUCCUCAGUUGUUAUGCAAGUGGCCCAAAGAAGCUUCAUUUUGUGUGUGGUUGCUUCACCCUGUCGCAGCUUCUCGUCCAAAAUUAAGUGAAGUUCUUCAGAGUGAAAUGAUCAGUGAAGCCAAAGAGGCUUUGGAAGAACGACAAGCUGCAGUGAAGUUGAAGGGAAAAAUUGCUGACACAGAAUUAUUGCUAGAUUUCCUGCUUCAAUUGCAGAAGCAAAAGCAAGAGAGGGCUGAUAAAUUAUCUGAUGUUAUUACUUGCCUGACACUAGACAUAGAAGAAGUUCUGAGACAACAGUUAAUUCUUCAGCAUCUUGCAUUCGACAGAAAUGAUAAAUCCCCAAUUUCUAAAGGAAAGAAUUCCAUAGAUUCAUCUAGCCAACUUGAUCAGAUCAGUGAACCAAGUUUCACGAACACUGGCAAUAUACCAACUGGAAAAGGAACCAUGCUAGGAAAACACCUUCGACAAGAGAGUAAGUUUCAUAGGGCAAGUAGUAGAAGGAAGCAUGGAAAAUCUGAUGUCCAGAUUGAUAGAGAGGAAGAACUCCUAUCCAGAAGUGCCCGGUUGAUGAAACAUUUCAAAAAACUAGAACAAGUUUAUUUUUCCACGAGAUGCAAAGCAAAGCAAUUUAUUGGUCAUUCGGCAGGAAAACAUUCAAGCACGAGCAGUAUCGGAUGGGAACCUGUUGUGGGAACGGAUACUUGUAAUGUGAGCUCAGUUGACAGUUUAGCAGGUAUAGCGCGUCAAGGUGCAGGGAGAAUGAAUGAUCAGCUUGGCUCUUUCUUUGAUAGCUUAUGCAAAUAUUUGAGAUUCAGCAAAUUCAAGGUGAUUGCGAACCUACAGCACGGGGACUUGCUUAACUCUUCUAAUUUAGUGUGUUCCUUGAGUUUUGAUCGAGACAAAGAAUUCUUUGCCACCGCAGGAGUCAAUAAGAAAAUUAAAGUCUUUGAGUACAAUACAGUCUUACAUGAGAAUAUGGAUAUUCAUUAUCCUGUCGUUGAGAUGACAAGUAAAUCCAAAUUUAGCAAUAUCUGUUGGAAUAGUUAUAUCAAAAACCAGAUGGCCUCUAGUGACUUUGAUGGUGUUGUGCGGCUGUGGGAUGUAAGUAAAAGCCAAUCUAUUAUGGACUUCAAAGAGCAUGGGAAACGUGUUUGGUCAGUUGACUUUUGCCAAUCUGAUCCAACAAGAUUAGCCAGUGGAGGUGAUGAUGGCAUGGUGAAGCUUUGGAACAUUAAUCAGGAAAAAAGUAUUGCUACAAUCCGGACAAAGGCAAAUGUCUGCUCUGUUCAGUUUGCACCAGAUUCUGGUCGUCUAAUUGCAUUGGGUUCAGCAGACUAUAAGGUCUAUUGCUAUGAUCUUCGGAAUAUAAGAGCACCUUUGUGCAUCUUGGCAAGUCACAAUAAGACUGUGAGCUAUGUCAAGUUUCUUGAUUCGGGUUCACUUGUUUCUGCUUCCACGGAUAACACAAUCAAGCUCUGGGAUUUAGCAACAAACAAGGCAAGAGUACUUGGCAGUCCUGUGAAUCCUGUCCGGACAUUUACCGGGCAUUCAAAUGUAAAGAAUUUUGUUGGGCUUUCUGUUUCUGAUGGGUAUAUUGCCUCUGGUUCAGAAACAAAUGAGGUUUUUGUAUACCACAAAUCACUUCCAAUGCCUGUGGCAUCUUAUAAGUUCAACUCUGCAGACCCGGUGACAGGACUGGAGAUGGAAGAUGAUGAUGCACAGUUUGUUUCAUGUGUUUGCUGGAGAGGGCAAACACAAACAUUAGCAGCUGCCAAUUCUUCAGGAAAUAUAAGGCUUCUGGAGAUGGUUUAAUUUUUGGAGGCAUACAUCUACUUCAUAAUCCAGUUUGAGAUGAUUGUUGUAACGGAUGCAACAGAUGGAACUGGUGUAUACCAUUGUUUCUUCUGUGGAUGAGAUUCAUAUCAUGUUUUUGCCUAAACUUUCCAGGCCCAAAAAACCUUGUAUAGAAAAUCUCUGAAUUCUGUGUAUCUCUCUGCAUUCACCAUUUAUACGUAGAGGUGAUUUUUUCUAAGAAAAUAGAAACAACAGCCAGCAUAUCAAAUGCAAAACAGUUUUAGCUGAUUUCUAAAUGAAGUGAUAUUGCAAAUGAAUGUACAAGUAGCUUUUGGUAGCUAAGGCACUCGAAACCUUCAAAAAGAAAAAGAAGUUUAUGAGCACAGCGGUCAGUCUUGUGGGUCUA